GUUCUCGGACUAGUACUACACCAUACGGCCAAGUGCUGAAAGAUAUGGCUCCACGCUAGCAUUUACAAGAAACUAUUUAUGUAGUUCACUCUACGUGAACCUGUUUCAUUGUACGAUUCUACGGUGAAGUUUAUACUUGUCGAUCCGAGAUAGACAGGUGACUCUAUACACAAUAAGCUUUUUAGACUUAACAUUAAAUUUACUGUCUUCGUCAUAAUGUUUUGUUAUAAUAAAACCUGAAUUUUAAUUUACGUAAUUUCAGUACUUGAUGGGCUGCGAAUAAUAUUUUUGACGUGAUGUAUGUGUUUCGCAUGCACGUUCAUUUACAAGAGCGAUAAAAAUAGAAGGACAAAUUAGCCAUGGACAAGGAUAGUUGUUCAGAAUCAUACCUUCCUCACCGAUUUCAAUGAUUUUUAAAUAUGUUGUAGAGGGUGUGAUUCUGAACAACUUUUUUCUAUACAUGUAACCUCCGCUCGGGCCCUGGUUUCCGAGAUAUUCACAAAAUACCGUCAGUACCACGAUAUCCAGUUGUUGCAGGUUUUUUUGAUUAAAAAAUUACUGAAAACAAAAAUUUGGUCUAUUAGAAGCACUUAGAGCUUUAUAGGGCUUAACUCAUAUUUUCAUUAUGUUAUACUCAUUAUAUAUUCCCUUAUUUAUCGAAAUAAUUAAAUUAAAACUUUCCUGAUAUUUGAGCGCGGUAGAAACUAGUAGUUUCUUGACCGCCAUCUUUGUGACGUCAACGUGUCUAGUACAUGGUCGUAUAUACAGACCUGGACACUUCAAUGGUAGGGUAAGGCUCUUACCGACCGGACGAUGUUGGUCAAUUUGUCCACAGUAAGGCGUCCCGAUCUAUUUGUUGGGAUUCGUUGCACAGCGCGAUCUUGUGUCUCCAAUAACAAGGGUGACAACAGAACUCUUGUUCGCAUACCUUAAACGCCAAAGACUAAGCACCGAUAGAUAUAAAUGUUCUUAGUAAUUAUGUCGGUAAAAUAGCAAAACGUCGGUAGGCCAACGUCAUCUACUUUAUAAUUCUAUAGCUUGUCGGUGAUAUAAUCACUGACGAAUUAUCUACAAUAAUUUCUAUGUUCGCCGUAGAAAAUCGCAAAGGGCGUAAGAAACUCUGUUUUUCUUGGCAGAUCAUGGAACAUCAAGUUCUAUAAGAUGAAAGGUCUAAUCUGUACCUCGUCUAUGGUUAUACCUCGUCUUAAAUUAAACGUUAUUAAUAAAAAUAACUUUUUUAAAAAUGAGCAAAAGUGAAAACUUUAUUAAAAAAGGCACCACUAUUCUUACCGCCAAACCAUUUGCUUAUGUCCUUUGUUCAAAAUAUAAAAAUGUCCGGUGUGAUUAUUGCUUUAAAAGUGGAAAACUCUUUAGAUGUUCUGCCUGUCAGUAUGUUUAUUAUUGUAAUCAAUCUUGUCAACAAAUGUCCUGGCCCAUGCAUAGUAAAGAAUGUGCAAGAUUAAAAAAAUUUUCACCAUGGGGUAUAUCAAAUGUUGCAAGACUAAUGGCACGUAUAAUUAUAAAAUUAAAUCAAGGGGGAGAUGAAGAAAGAGGAUAUUAUAAUGAAACUAGUUAUAGGAAAUUUAAGGACUUAAUGUCUCAUUGUUCUGAGAUAAAAAAGGAUGAGAAAAAAAUGGAACAUUUUGUAUGCUUAUGUAAUGUUUUACAUAAAUUUCUUGAAGAUAUGCCUAUACCAAGUACUGCAGAAUUAUUGGGUAUUUAUGGCAGAAUUACUAUUAAUUCUUUUAGUAUAUUUAAUUUGGAUAUGAAUAUUGGUGUUGGUAUUUAUUUGGGACCUUCUAUUCUGGAUCAUAGUUGCAAACCUAAUGCUGUAGCAACCUUUGAGGGAACUACCAUAACUGUUAAAGCAAUAGAAGAUCUUCCUUCUUUAGAUUUGUCUCAGAUAAGGAUACCAUACAUCGAUGUAAUUAAAACAACAAGAGAUAGACGUGCAGAACUACAAAGUUCGUAUUAUUUUUGGUGUGACUGUGAAAAAUGUGAAAAACCAGAACCAAUGGCAGAAGCAGCAGCAUGUCCAAACAAACUUUGUACAUAUCCUUGUGCCCCGAAUGCUGAUUUAUGUGAAAAGUGUAAUACAAAGUUCCCAGAAAAUUUUAAAGAAAUUUUUGACGAAAUAUCUGAGUUUACUGCAUACCAUUUAGAAAAUAUGAAGAAUAUUGCCUAUCUGGACGUAAGCAAAAUGUGUCUCUCAAGACAAGAAGGCGUUUUACAUCCUCUCAAUGUGCAGUAUGUACAGACUUUACAAACUGCUUUUGACUCCUCUAUAAAUUUGCAACAUUGGGAAGAAGCUGAAUCCUAUGCUAAAAAACUUAUUAAUGGCUAUUUAACAUAUUAUGGAGAAAUUCAUCCGUCAACUGGAAUACUUUAUUUAUCAAUAGGAAAACUUGAGGUAUAUUUGAAAAAGUUAAAACAAGCUAUCAAAACGUUAAGAAAGGCUAAUUUGAUAUUAACAAUAACACAUGGAGCACAACAUAGUGUAAUAGUAGAAAAUUUGAAACCACUUCUUUAUCAAGCCACUAUGGAAGACUUCAGUGAAUCAUAACAUUUUUUAUGUCGAUAAUUUAUAAUUGUAUAUAAUAUAUUAACAAUAUACAAUUUACAAUAAAUAAUUUUAGUAUUUAA
Molecule: messenger RNA, 2643 nt
Organism: Bombus pyrosoma
Lineage: Eukaryota; Metazoa; Arthropoda; Insecta; Hymenoptera; Apidae
Gene: Smyd3
Product: histone-lysine N-methyltransferase SMYD3
Exons: 7
Coding region: 1244-2563 (439 amino acids)
Cellular component (GO): nucleus
Molecular function (GO): protein binding
Source: RefSeq, a predicted model, not a curated record